UCAUGCCUGAACCAGCCAAACCCGCGCCCAAGAAGGGCUCUAAGAAGGCCGUCACCAAGACCGCCGUUAAGGGAGGAAAGAAGCGCAGAAAGUCCAGGAAGGAGAGUUACGCCAUCUACGUGUACAAAGUGCUCAAGCAGGUCCACCCCGACACCGGCAUCUCUUCCAAGGCGAUGGGCAUCAUGAACUCUUUCGUCAACGACAUCUUCGAGCGCAUCGCCGGUGAGUCGUCUCGUCUCGCGCACUACAACAAGCGCUCCACCAUCACGUCGAGAGAGAUCCAGACCGCCGUGCGUCUGCUGCUGCCCGGUGAACUCGCCAAACACGCCGUGUCCGAGGGCACCAAAGCCGUCACCAAGUACACCAGCUCCAAGUAAAACGCCGCUUUCAUCCGCCGCACACAAAGGCUCUUUUUAGAGCCACCCAUGACGUCACUAAAGAGCUUCUAAUAUUGGAUUUGUAGAACUCGUGUUGAAACUUUACACGUAUCGUUGAUAAACAUUAAUAAUCUUUUAUUAUACAUUAAUAAUCUGUCUUGUAUCUUAAAUGUAGAAAAUUAGUUUAAAUCCAGAUUUCAGAGCACACUUGUAUUGACAUUAUAGGUGCAGAACAAUUGAAUGUUUGUGUAGUGUGUCAACAGAACUCAUUGUCUUGAUCUCGACAUAUAGGCCCAGAUACUCAUUUCUUUUCAAUUCGUUUGUACAACUUCUAACUUCAAGUUUUAAGAGAGAAACUUUCUUUACAUACACAGUUCUUCAAAAGUAAGAAUAAGAUCAUUUAAAAGUUUUUUGGUUGACGUCAAAAUUGCGUUGUUUAAAUAAAUGGUUAAGGGAAAUGUUGUGGAUUUAACACAAAAUGAUUCAAAUUAAACAUUUAAACCACCGCGAUCAUGCGGACUACAACAUAUUUUCAAGUUGUAGGUGUUUAUUUGGGAUGAAUUUGUCACCUCACAUGAUCAGUAUAAUUGUGUUAAGAAUAUUGUCUUUUUAUGUAACUCAAUUAUUCAGUUAUUCAAUUUGCUUGUAUUUAUUAUGACAACGUCACAAUUACGUCACAUCAUAACCAAAGGGAAUCUGGAGGCGGCCAAUACACACUAACACAUUACACGAAGGUUACAUUUUUCUACAACUUUCAGUGUGAGAGUAUGCUUCUGCAAUAAAAAUGUAUUUAUUUUAAGGCUUUGAACACAUCUUAACCAAGGGUGCCAAUAAAUAUGGAGGGCAGUGUAUGUAUUUUCACAGUUCACUUCAACACAAAUAUUUGUAUUCAUCAUUGUUUCUGUUCCCUGUUUAUGAAGAAAAAGAGCUUUAAUUUGAAUUCAUGUUCUCAAACCACCACAUGAUUCAAAACAGUUUUUCAAAAUGUUUAAUUUAACCUUCAAACACGUUUACUAAUGUAUGUAGUGAAACAGAUUAAAACGUCUUUAUCUAAAAGCAUU
This is a messenger RNA of Triplophysa dalaica, 1438 nucleotides long. RefSeq names its product histone H2B-like. Gene Ontology annotation, molecular function: structural constituent of chromatin; DNA binding; protein heterodimerization activity. Gene Ontology annotation, cellular component: nucleosome. Bases 3 to 377 code for a protein of 124 amino acids. The record is from RefSeq and is a predicted model, not a curated record. Lineage: Eukaryota; Metazoa; Chordata; Actinopteri; Cypriniformes; Nemacheilidae. The transcript has a single exon.